GAGCCGCGUCGGGCCAUGGUUGAGAGGCCCAGCAAGUUUGCCCUGAUCGUGGCCGGCUCGGUGGGCUUCAUGCUGAUCGUGUACCAGUACGUGGGGCCGGGGCUGAGCCCGGGCUGGUCGGGGGGCCCGGCCCAGGCCCGCCGGGAGGAGCCGGACCCCUUCCCCACGGCCGACCCGCACUACGUGAAGAAGUACUUCUUCCCCCUGCGGGAGCUGGCGCGGGCCCUGGCCUUCGACAUGAAGGGCGACGACGUGAUCGUGUUCCUGCACAUCCAGAAGACGGGCGGCACCACCUUCGGCCGCCACCUGGUGCAGAACGUGCGGCUCGAGGUGCCCUGCGACUGCCGGCCCGGCCAGAAGAAGUGCACCUGCUACCGGCCCAACCGCCGGGACACCUGGCUCUUCUCCCGCUUCUCCACCGGCUGGAGCUGCGGCCUGCACGCCGACUGGACCGAGCUCACCAACUGCGUGCCCGGCGUCCUGGACAAGAGGGACAGCGCCAACCUCAAAGCGCCCAGAAAAUUCUACUACAUCACCUUGCUGAGAGACCCCGUGUCCCGCUACCUCAGCGAAUGGAGGCACGUGCAGCGCGGGGCCACCUGGAAGACCUCCUUGCACAUGUGUGACGGCCGAACGCCAACCCCCGAGGAGCUGCCGUCCUGCUACGAAGGCACAGAUUGGUCGGGGUGCACCCUUCAGGAGUUCAUGGAUUGCCCGUACAACCUGGCCAACAACCGCCAAGUGAGGAUGCUAGCAGACUUGAGCUUGGUGGGCUGCUACAACAUGUCCUUCAUCCCGGAGAACAAACGAGCCCAGGUCCUUCUGGAGAGCGCCAAGAAGAACCUCAGAGACAUGGCUUUCUUCGGGCUGACCGAGUUCCAGCGGAAGACGCAGUACCUCUUCGAGAGAACUUUCAACCUGAAGUUCAUCCGGCCCUUCAUGCAGUACAACAGCACCAGGGCGGGCGGGGUGGAGGUGGAUAAUGACACCAUCAGAAGGAUUGAGGAGCUCAAUGACUUAGAUAUGCAGCUCUAUGACUAUGCAAAGGACCUCUUCCAACAGCGGUACCAGUACAAGCGGCAACUGGAGAGGAUGGAGCAGAGGAUAAAGAAUCGGGAGGAGAGACUUCUUCACCGGUCCAAUGAAGCGCUUCCCAAGGAAGAGACCGAAGAGCAAGGACGCUUGCCCACCGAGGACUACAUGAGCCAUAUUAUAGAGAAAUGGUAGCCUAGGCAGACUUUUCUACUGAUGGGAUUCUAGGGUUUCAAUACGAGAUUGUCAUUGUUGAGGAAGAGUGGGGUAAAAGUAACCCCACAGAACUUUUAUUUAAAAAAAAAAAAAUCAAGUCUGUUUAACAGAAAGUAGAUACUUCUUUAAGAUGUUCGGGGUCGGGGGGAGGGGCCGGGAGGGUGAGGGUGUCUUUUUACUAUUUCUACAAGGCCAGAGGUUCUUAAAAAAUAAAUAAAUGAAAAUAAAAAAAUGGGUCAAAGUCAACACCUACUUAAAAAAAAAUGCACAAGUUCUGCUCCCCACACCAAGGCCAGUGCAAUGUAAUGUUUCUUUCUCCAAACUCAGAUGAAGGGAGGAUUCGCUCAGAUCAACUUCCUGAGUUGCAAAACAAACAUGAGAAAAGGCAAUAUGUCCAUGUUUUAAAAAAAGAAAGAAAGCAAGCCAGGGGAGGGAGAUGAUGUGUCGGUUGUGCUGUUUAUCUGCAAUCUAACCACAAAAAGCCGCGGCCCUGAUUCAAGUAGCGGCUGCUGCGAAGAGAAGUGGAACAAAAUAAAAUAAAAUAAAGAAAAACAGCAGAGAAAGGGCUGAAAUGAGAAAAACUAAAGCAAACUCUGGAGAUGGCCUAGAAUCUAUUCUGAACACAGAGGUUUGAAAGACACUUCGCUGGUGUCACAGGCUGACCGCUUCAUCACAGAGCUGAUACAGCUUCAAAGUGUAGGAUUGGUCCCAGAAUUCUAAUUGAAUUCCAUUUAGAAUAAAAUGUACACGUACUUACAA
Tachyglossus aculeatus (Australian echidna) is the source of this 2007-nucleotide messenger RNA. RefSeq names its product heparan sulfate 6-O-sulfotransferase 1 (gene HS6ST1). Gene Ontology annotation, molecular function: heparan sulfate 6-sulfotransferase activity. The transcript has 2 exons. Bases 16 to 1227 code for a protein of 403 amino acids. NCBI's taxonomy places the organism in Eukaryota, Metazoa, Chordata, Mammalia, Monotremata, Tachyglossidae. The record is from RefSeq and is a predicted model, not a curated record. Gene Ontology annotation, cellular component: membrane.